GGAUUGCAGCUCACUGGCUGGGAAUAGACGGCGACCACGACGACGGCGACGGCAGCAACGGCACCACCCUUCCAUUCCUUUCCUUCGUAUCAACCCGAAAUCCCUUCACAAAGGCCCCAACCACCAUGGCGUCGCGAAUGGCCACGGUGGUGCUCGCCGGAGCCCUCCCCGUACCCCCGCGCGCACCAGCGGCCGCGGCCUCCGCCGGCGGCAGCAAGUUCGUAGUAUGGACGAAGCGCCCGAGCUUCCACCACCGCAUUCUCUGCGGCGUCGCCCGUGCCCCGCGCAGCCGGCCGCCCCACUCUUCCUCCCCAAGCACGGCUGAGGAGGGGGUUCUCGAGCUGCUCAAGAGCGCCGUCGCGGCGAUUGCCAUCAUCGCCCAGAUCUCCGUGGCGCUGCCGGCGAACGCGGUCCUCUACUCGCCGGACACGAACGUGCCCAGGACGGGGGAGCUGGCGCUGCGAAGGGCCAUCCCUGCCAACCCAAGCAUGAAGACUAUACAGAACUCGUUGGAGGACAUCUCGUAUCUGCUAAGGAUACCGCAGAGGAAGCCGUAUGGCUCCAUGGAGGGGGAUGUCAAGAAGGCCAUGCAAAUAGCAACUGAAAACAAGGAGGCAAUGUUGGCAAGCAUGCCUGCAGAACUCAAGGAGAAGGGCUCGGAGCUAUAUACCGCUUUGCUUGAAGGGAAGGGUGGUUUACAAACUCUCUUGAAAUAUAUUAAGGAUAAGGACAAUGAUAGACUCUCCGUAGCGCUUGCUUCUUCUCUUGAUACUAUUGCUGAAUUGGAGCUGUUGCAGGCUCCAGGUUUAUCCUUUCUCUUACCUAAACAGUAUUUAGAGUACCCAAGGCUAACAGGAAGAGCAGUUGUUGAAUUCACAGUUGAGAAAGGUGAUGGUUCAACAUUCGUUCCAACUGCUGGCGGUGAACCCAAAAGUGUUGCUACAAUUCAGGUUGUAGUUGAUGGAUAUUCUGCCCCACUGACUGCUGGAAACUUUGCGAAACUGGUUUUGGAUGGGGCGUAUGAUGGUACAACACUAAAAUCUGUGAGUCAGGCAAUCAUUGUAGACAGUGAGACUGGGAAUAAAGGGUAUGCUCUUCCAUUGGAGGUCAUGCCUGCUGGACAGUUUGAACCGCUAUAUAGGAGCCCCCUAAGUAUUCAGGAUGGAGAACUGCCAGUCCUUCCAAUGUCUGUAUACGGCUCUGUUGCCAUGUCACAUAGUGAGGAUUCAGAUGAGUACUCGUCACCAAGCCAGUUCUUCUUCUAUCUAUAUGAUAAGAGAAAUUCUGGUUUAGGAGGAAUAUCUUUUGAGGAAGGACAAUUUUCCGUUUUCGGGUAUGCCACAGACGGAAGAGAUGUCCUUUCACAGAUUAAGGCUGGAGAUAAAAUUCGCUCCGCCAAGCUGGUACAAGGCAGGGAACGCCUUGUACUGCCCGCGGCAGCUUCGGCGCCAGCACUAGCAGAUCCAGCACCAGCUUCAACAGAUCCAACGCCAGCUCCGGCAGAGAGCUGAUACAAUCAACCAGAAGCUCCGCAAACCGGUAGCAUUCUUUCAUUGAUCAGGAGACAACCAUUUUGUAUACCGAGAUCAUGUAAAGACAAAAAAUAUAUUGUGUGUAUAUAUAGAGAGAGAGAAUCAUCGCACAUUUGCACAUGAAAACAAUUUCCCGUG
Hordeum vulgare subsp. vulgare (domesticated barley) is the source of this 1670-nucleotide messenger RNA. RefSeq names its product peptidyl-prolyl cis-trans isomerase CYP37, chloroplastic. The transcript has 12 exons. NCBI's taxonomy places the organism in Eukaryota, Viridiplantae, Streptophyta, Magnoliopsida, Poales, Poaceae. Gene Ontology annotation, biological process: protein peptidyl-prolyl isomerization. Gene Ontology annotation, molecular function: peptidyl-prolyl cis-trans isomerase activity. The record is from RefSeq and is a predicted model, not a curated record. The coding region runs from base 126 to 1511 and encodes 461 amino acids.